GUGUCUCGCCUGGUAGGCAGGUCGCCUUGCUGUUGGCGGAGAUGCGGUUGACGCGGUGACGUAGCAUGUUUGCGCGGCCACGCCCCCAGUCAGGCAAUCAGUCAGUCGGUGCUCUCUGUGCUGGGAGGCUUGCCUCAGUCUGCUCGGUCCCCGUGCCCGGUCUGGUCAGCGUCAGUACUCCGCUUCCCUUGACAGGCCCCAGACUCCCUUCUCCAACCAUGCCGGACCGCAGACCCUUCGAGCGGCUCCCCACCGACGUGAGGCCCGUCAACUACGGGCUGUGCCUGAAGCCCGAUCUCAUAGACUUCACCUUCGAGGGGAAGCUGGAGGCCGCUGUGGAGGUGAAAAAUGCCACCAAUCAAAUAGUGAUGAAUUGUGCUGACAUUGAUAUCAUUACUGCCUCAUAUGCUCUGGAUGGAGAUGAAGAAAUUCAUGCCACUGGGUUUAACUAUCAGAAUGAAGAUGAAAAAGUGACUCUCUCAUUCCCCAGCACUUUGCAUAAGGGCCUUGGAGUGUUGAAGAUUGAUUUUGUUGGGGAGCUGAAUGAUAAAAUGAAAGGUUUCUAUCGAAGUAAAUACACCACCGCUUCUGGGGAGGUGCGCUAUGCUGCAGUCACUCAGUUUGAGGCCACAGAUGCACGGAGAGCUUUCCCCUGCUGGGAUGAGCCUGCAAUCAAAGCAACCUUUGAUGUUAUUCUGAUUGUCCCUAAGGACAGAGUAGCUUUAUCAAACAUGAAUCUUAUUGAGCGCAAGCCAUACCCUGAUGAUGACAGCUUGGUGGAGGUGAAGUUUGCACGCAGCCCUGUAAUGUCAACCUACCUUGUGGCCUUUGUGGUGGGAGAGUAUGACUUUGUGGAAACUCGCUCUGCUGACGGUGUGCUGGUUCGUGUUUAUACUCCAGUUGGCAAAGCUGAGCAGGGAAAGUUUGCCUUGGAGGUUGCUGCUAAAACUCUGCCUUUCUAUAAGGAUUACUUCAAUGUGCCCUACCCUCUUCCCAAGAUUGAUCUCAUCGCCAUUGCAGACUUUGCAGCUGGAGCCAUGGAAAACUGGGGAUUGGUUACUUACAGGGAAACAGCUCUGCUUAUUGAUCCCAAGAACUCAUGCUCUUCCUCUCGCCAGUGGGUGGCAUUAGUUGUGGGGCACGAACUGGCACACCAGUGGUUUGGGAACCUUGUCACUAUGGAAUGGUGGACCCAUUUGUGGCUGAACGAAGGCUUUGCAUCCUGGAUUGAAUAUCUGUGUGUGGAUCACUGCUUCCCGGAGUAUGACAUAUGGACACAGUUUGUUUCUGCAGAUUACACUCGAGCUCAAGAACUUGAUGCACUGGAAAAUAGCCAUCCAAUUGAGGUUAAUGUGGGACAUCCCUCUGAAGUGGAUGAAAUAUUUGAUGCAAUAUCCUACAGCAAAGGAGCAUCUGUAAUCCGUAUGCUGCAUGAUUACAUUGGUGAUGAGGACUUUCGAAAGGGCAUGAACCAAUACCUCACCAAAUUCCAGGAAAAGAAUGCUGCUACAGAGGACCUAUGGGAGUGUCUUGAGCACGCCAGUGGGAAGCCAAUUGCUGCUGUAAUGAAUACAUGGACCAAGCAGAUGGGUUUCCCAUUAAUCUAUGUGGAGUCAGAGCAGAAAGAAGACUCGCGGAUCUUAAAGCUGUCUCAAAAGAAGUUCUGUGCCAGUGGGCCGCAGCAUGGUGAGGAGUGUCCUCAGUGGAUGGUACCGAUCAGCAUCUGCACCAGUGAAUCCCCGGCCACCGCUAAAUUAAGAUUACUUAUGGACAAGCCUGAGACAGUUGUGCUAGAAGGAGUCACUUCAGACCAGUGGGUUAAGCUGAACCCGGGGACUGUUGGUUUCUACCGCACCCAAUACAGCCCUGAUAUGCUGGACAGCUUGUUACCUGGGAUUAGAGAUCGUUCACUUCAGCCUGUGGACAGGCUUGGACUGCAGAAUGAUCUAUUUUCCCUGGCCCGAGCAGGCAUCAUCAGCACGGUUGAAGUCCUUAAAGUCAUGGAGGCCUUUGUGAAUGAACCUAAUUAUACUGUAUGGAGCGACUUGAGCUGUAAUCUAGGGAUCCUGUCCACACUCUUAUCUCACACAGAGUUCCAUGAGGAGAUUCAAGGUUUCAUCAGAGAUGUCUUCUCCCCCAUUGGACAACGCUUGGGCUGGGAUCCCAAGCCUGGGGAGGGACACUUGGAUGCUUUGCUCAGGGGGCUAGUUUUAGGAAAGCUGGGGAAGGCUGGCCACAAACCUACCUUGGAAGAAGCUCGUCGUAGGUUUAAGGACCAUGUAGAAGGAAGGAACACAUUGAGUGCUGACCUUCGGAGUCCGGUUUAUGUGACUGUACUGAAGCAUGGAGACAGCACAACUUUGGACACUAUGCUAAAGCUCCACAAAUUAGCUGACAUGCAAGAGGAAAAGAACCGUAUUGAGAGAGUUCUUGGAGCCAUCCCUUCCCAGGAUUUAAUCCAGAAAGUGCUCAGCUUUUCACUUUCGGAAGAUGUACGUCCUCAAGAUACAGUAUCUGUUAUCGGUGGGGUUGCCGGGGCUAGCAAACAAGGCAGAAAAUCUGCAUGGAACUUUGUAAAGGAAAAUUGGGAGGAAUUGUAUAACCGAUAUCAAGGUGGCUUCCUCAUCUCACGACUCAUAAAACUUUCUGUGGAUGGUUUUGCAAGUGAGAAAAUGGCUGCAGAAAUCAAGGCAUUCUUCGAUGCCCAUCCUGCUCCAUCUGCAGAGCGCACAGUACAGCAGUGUUGUGAAAACAUCUUGCUGAAUGCUGCCUGGCUGAAGAGAGAUGCUGAUGCCAUGCAUCAGUACCUAUUGCUGCGCAAGUCACCCUCAUCUUCCGUGUGAUCGUGGGAGACCAUUCCCAUCCGCCUGCUGUUUCAGCGCCCUGACAGGCUAGACCCUAGGCCCCCCCCCCCCCCACCAUGGGAGACCCUGUACCCAUCCUCCUAAUCCCUCAACAACCCCUUCCAGUGGGAGAGCUUGUGCAAAAACAAAAGCCCCUGCUCUGUCCCCAAUGAACUCCUUAGGGAUAUUAUUCAAUUUCUCAGUCAAUCUGUACAUAUGAUAGAAGUAGCAUCCAGCUGCUGACUGUGAAUCUCUCAGUCCCCUUAUGAAGGGUAUUCUGUCUGAGAGUAAACCAGAGAAGAGAGAUUUGUAUUGGCUCUGUGAGGUAGAAGUACAAGCCACCAGUGUAGAGGGUUAUCCGUAGGUAAGGGGGCCGCAACCAGACAAGUUAUCGCGGAGUGUGCAUUAGCCAAGGCCAUUUAUGAAAGGUGACUGGGUUCAAAAGGCCCUUUUUUUUGUUUACUUUGGUGAGGAGUUUCUCCCUCAUGUUUGGUCCUGAUACCUCUUGUAUUUUCCUGCAUUAAAAACUAACUGUUGGUUGCCUGUUGUCUGUUCUGGCAUUUAACCCCCUGUAGAAGUAUAUAAUCAGGGAGGUUUGUGUGUGCUCUCACACUAAUUUCCUGCCCUUACAGUGGCCUGGACCCUUACUCCAUUAGUACUGAAAAGGAUUGCAACGUGGCAGUCUGUUUGGUACUGGUGGGUUUUAUCCUUUCUGUAACCUUAUAUUCUUACAUGUGCUGAAGAAGAGUAAGGUGCAGGGACUGUGCUCCGUUGGUGUUUUCUCCCCUAUCUAUCCCAUAUCCUGAUUAAUUUCUAGGUUACCCAGAUUCUGGGUUUGUGCAGUCUAAUGGCAUAGUGGCAGGGCCAUGGGCCUUGGUUCUGAGACUUGCUUAACCAAGUCCUCUCUUUUGUGCUAUUGUUUUAAAACACAAAAUAAAGAAUUUAAAAAAAGGAAGAAAAAAAAAGAAACAAAAAAACAAACCACAGUUGGCGUUAAUAAAGAUAAAAUGUGAGUGUUAA
This is a messenger RNA of Pseudophryne corroboree (corroboree frog), 3863 nucleotides long. It is a transcript of the gene NPEPPS, whose product is annotated as aminopeptidase puromycin sensitive. Bases 66 to 2843 code for a protein of 925 amino acids. The transcript has 23 exons. NCBI's taxonomy places the organism in Eukaryota, Metazoa, Chordata, Amphibia, Anura, Myobatrachidae. Gene Ontology annotation, cellular component: cytoplasm. The record is from RefSeq and is a predicted model, not a curated record. Gene Ontology annotation, biological process: proteolysis; peptide catabolic process. Gene Ontology annotation, molecular function: peptide binding; zinc ion binding; metalloaminopeptidase activity.